GUCAUAUCAUAUGAUCAUUGAUCACCCACUUCAAUUGAUUUCCUUCUUCUGUGUCUCUUUGGGCUUUUUUACGGAUUUGAGUAACUUAGACUUCCAAACAUUGUAGUUUAAACCGUUUCAGUGAAAUUAUUUCACUAACCAAAAUGAAGGGGUGCAUUUUUAACAUCGAUGCUGGAUAUUUGGAAGGAUUGUGCCGUGGUUUCAAGUGUGGUAUCCUCAAACAAGCAGACUACCUCAACUUGGUGCAGUGCGAAACUCUAGAAGAUUUAAAACUUCAUCUGCAGGGUACUGACUACGGUACCUUCUUAGCCAAUGAGCCGAGCCCCCUUUCUGUUUCCACCAUCGAUGAUAAGCUCCGUGAAAAGCUUGUGAUUGAGUUCCAACAUCUCAGGAAUCACUCUGUGGAGCCACUAUCUACUUUCUUGGAUUUCAUAACAUACAGUUACAUGAUUGAUAACAUCAUACUGUUGAUUACUGGUACCCUACAUCAGAGACCUAUUUCGGAGCUUAUUCCAAAAUGCCACCCCUUGGGCUCGUUUGAGCAGAUGGAAGCAAUCCAUGUUGCUGCUACCCCUGCAGAGCUGUACAAUGCAGUCUUGGUUGACACUCCUCUGGCCCCAUUCUUUGUGGACUGCAUCAGUGAGCAGGAUUUGGAUGAGAUGAACAUUGAGAUUAUUCGUAACACUCUGUACAAGGCUUACCUGGAAGCUUUCUACGAUUUCUGCAAACAAAUUGGUGGAACUACUGCUGAUGUCAUGUGUGAAAUCUUGGCAUUUGAAGCUGAUCGCCGUGCAAUCAUCAUUACGAUCAACUCUUUUGGCACCGAGUUGUCCAAGGAUGACCGUGCAAAAUUGUAUCCCCGCUGCGGCAAGCUCAAUCCUGAUGGGUUGGCAGCUCUGGCCAGAGCUGAUGAUUAUGAGCAGGUGAAGGCAGUGGCAGAGUACUAUGCCGAGUACCAAGCAUUGUUUGAAGGUGCUGGUACUAAUGUUGGCGAUAAGACCUUGGAAGACAAGUUCUUUGAACAUGAGGUGAGCCUAAAUGUACAUGCCUUUUUGCAACAAUUCCACUUUGGGGUUUUCUACUCAUACCUCAAGCUGAAAGAGCAAGAAUGCCGAAACAUUGUAUGGAUUAGUGAGUGUGUGGCCCAAAAGCACCGUGCUAAAAUUGACAACUACAUUCCUAUUUUCUAAACAUGAAUUGAACAGCAUUCUGAACUCUAAGAAUUCCCUCAAAAAUAUAAAAUACUAUUUUGUUUUGCUUUGUAAAUAUAAUAUCUAUAUUACAAUUUGUAUAUUAAACAGGACACAAACUACUGCAUAAAUUAUACUGUUUGUUAAAUUGUAGAUGCUAUAGUAAUAUAUUACAUAGGUUUAGUACAUGUAAUAGAUUCCAUAUUUUUACAUAGCAUCAGUAAUUCUUGAUUGUUCAUGGGAUAUCAGACUGAAAACAACAUUAUGUGUAUAACUUGGUGAAUAAAAACUGGUUAUAUCUCCAUUUACAAGAAUAUAUUUCAAAUAACUAGUAAUCAAUCAGUAUUUAACAGAUAUAAAAUGUAAUGUUUCUUAAUAUUUACACUAGUAUUGUAAUGAAAAUGUGGCAUUGCACUCCCAAACCUAAAUUAUAUAAAUGUUGACUUUUUCAUAAAUCUUAGGUUGACAUUAGGUGAGCCUGGGAAAGUAUAUUAAUAAAUGUAGCAGUUAAAAAAUGAGGUAAUCUUUUUGUGUAUUUAUAUCUGUUAUCCCUAUAAAAUUCAUUAUUGGUAGGCAAGGAAGCAACCUAUGCAAGUGGUGAUUCCGCCUUUAUUAAUAUGAUUAUUUAUUUUAAAAUUGUUGAACACUAUAUGAUGUAAUUAAAGUAUUCAUAGUAAUCUGA
Messenger RNA from Helicoverpa zea (corn earworm), 1872 nucleotides. RefSeq names its product V-type proton ATPase subunit d (gene VhaAC39-1). The transcript is spliced from 4 exons. Lineage: Eukaryota; Metazoa; Arthropoda; Insecta; Lepidoptera; Noctuidae. Gene Ontology annotation, molecular function: proton-transporting ATPase activity, rotational mechanism. The coding region runs from base 144 to 1190 and encodes 348 amino acids. Gene Ontology annotation, biological process: vacuolar transport; vacuolar acidification; proton transmembrane transport. Gene Ontology annotation, cellular component: proton-transporting V-type ATPase, V0 domain; early endosome; lysosomal membrane. The record is from RefSeq and is a predicted model, not a curated record.